AAUACAAUCGAUUUCAAAUAUCUUCUUGAGUUUUCACAUCACUCGAAAAUGGGAAUCUGUGUGUCAUCUAACCGAAGAGAGUCCAAUUCUCCACCGACGGUGAAGAUCGUGACGGUUAACGGCGAUCUCCGAGAAUACAACGCUCCGGUGCUAGCAUCUCAAGCCCUGGAAGCCGAAUCAGCAGCUGCUCCAUCAUCUUCUUCUUCCUCUAGACCUUCCUCUUACUUCAUAUGCGACUCAGAUUCUCUCUGCUACGACGAUUUCAUUCCGGCGAUUGAAUCGGAGCAACCGCUUCAGGCCGAGCAUAUCUACUUCGUCCUCCCCAUCUCUAAGCGUCAGAGCCGUUUAACGGCGUCGGACAUGGCGGCUCUCGCCGUGAAAGCAAGCGUGGCGAUACAGAACUCCGUGGGGAAAGAAUCUCGCCGGCGUAAGAAGGGGAGAAUCUCGCCGAUGAUGAUGCUUACUCAGCCUAACGAUUCCGUCGCCGCUGUUAACGGGAAAGCAAGCGAAUCGACGGUUAGGGAUAAAACGGUUCCGUUAAAGGCAUCGAGCGGUUAUAACCGGUCCGGUUCGGUGCGUAAUUUGAGAAGAUAUACUUCUAAGCGAGCAAAGUGGGCGGUUCGAUCUUUUAGGUUGAAACUUUCAACCAUACACGAAGGCGCCGUCGUUUAGAUUCGUUAUAUAACUCUUAAACUUUUGUUUGUUUGUAUAGAAUAUGUUACCAAACAAAAGUAUGCACAUGAUUGGCUAUGUUUCUAUAAUUAGACAAUCAUAGUUUACAACUAUACGUAAGGUUAAUAAUACUGCGCUAAGAUAAUAUAAUAAA
Messenger RNA from Brassica oleracea var. oleracea, 826 nucleotides. RefSeq lists its product as uncharacterized. The record is from RefSeq and is a predicted model, not a curated record. NCBI's taxonomy places the organism in Eukaryota, Viridiplantae, Streptophyta, Magnoliopsida, Brassicales, Brassicaceae. Bases 49 to 672 code for a protein of 207 amino acids. The transcript has a single exon.